CAGCAAAUAAAAAAAGACCAACUUACAAAUUUGCUUAUUUUAGUUGAACAAAUUAGAAUUAGUUUAAUUUAUAUUUCAUUGAAUUUCUUUUUUUUCAAUGUUUCAAAGUCCGACGAGAGGUAGCCAAUGAUGAACAAAGUGAAGCUGUACCAAUGAUUUUCAAAACAAAUUUUAUAUGACCAAACAAGGAUUGUCAUAUCAUUUUUAUUGUGUUACAGAUUUCGUAGGUUCUGGAAGUAAUGUCGCGUCUUCAAGUACUGAUUUUAGUUCUGGUGGGAACGAAAAUUUUCCUGGUAGACGCCAUAGGAGAGCUGCCGGUCAGUAAUAUUCCAAUCUACAGCGAUGGAAUCUAUUUUGAAAAGUUAAAGCCGGUUAAAAUACAAAUCAGUACAUGGACGCUUCAGGCAGACUACGAGCUGAAGGAGUUUGUAGAGGAAAUUAUCGUGGCUAACUCUAGUGUGGAUAAACUUAUACAGGCUUGCAGAGACCUUAAAAGUAAGUUUCCUGGUAGCUGUGAAAGUAUCGGUAACAUUGUUGAUCUGACGCGCGAACUCAAUGAUUUUAAGAACCUCCUGCAAAGUUUUUGUGAAAGUAACUCCCGUAGGAAGAGGGGAAUUUUGCGAAGUUGGUUUGGACUAAUGGAUGAUGAUGACAGAGAUGAAAUCGACGGAAACUUCAAGAAAAUUGAUGAGCAAAUUGAAACACAGACUUCUACGGUUAAUCAUUUCUUCAAUACUACAAACGAAGCGAUUGCAAUGUUAAGUGGUAACAUGUUCAAACUGGAUCCUAAGAAACCUGAUUCAAUCGAUUAUACUCGUGAAGGUCAGUUACUGGUUAUGGAUAUUCUAUUGAACAAGAUUAUUCGAAAGAAAGAAUUAUUUAUGAAACUUCUUCAAUCAUCCAGUACAAUGUCUCUUGACGAUAACAUUGUAAGUCCUAGUCGUUUACUAAAAGAGCUUGAAAAACUGCACAAGAUUCUUCCGGUUGGUUUCACUUUUCCUGUAGCGUUGAAUCUUCGGGAAGUAAUUAAAAUUUACACGUUGUCAAGAGUUGUUGCACAGGUUGACCAAUGUAAAAUGAAAGUCCACAUUUUACUACCUCUUUGUGAAACAAUUCAAUACACUACAUUGAAAGGAACUAGUGUUCCAACAAUGCAAGAUGGUAUUCUGAAGAUGUUCCCUCUUGAAAAUGACGUUUUGGUGUAUAACAACGACCACCAUUUAGGAAUGGUAAUGAACUACGUCGAGUAUAAAAGUUGUAAUCAUCUAAACGAUUUUGCGUUGUGCAACACGCACCAUUUAAUGAGGAAUCUGUCAUCGGCGGAGGAUUGCAUCGUUGUAACAUUUUUCAAUAGGACGAACUCUGAUUCUGACUGCCGUGUUAGUCGUCUUCAAUUAAGACAUCAGAUUUGGAUUCAACUGGCUGAUCCCAAUCGGUGGGUCUAUGCAAUACCUAACACGACUUCGAUAGAAGUAAACUAUGGUCUAACUUACAAAAGAUUUGUAGAAAUAGGAGGCGUUGGAAUGCUAAAAUUAAUUCGAAUGUGUCACGUGAGAUCUCAGGACGUAAUACUCCAAUAUGUACCGCAAUUAGGUGGUGUUGUUGAGACGCAUAGCUUUGGUUUUCAACUACCAGCAGUAAUAACGCGUGACCAGCCACGCAUAAUUUCCGCUAGUGACAAUAAUAAGGUAAUACUUGCUGGUAAAAAUUCUGAAAGUGUCGUUCUCGAGCGAACUCAUGUGGCUGGAAUACACUACGAGCAGUCAACAUUUUCGCCGUGGGCAGUAGUAGGAAUUGUUUGUGGUGUUUUCAUCGUCACCUUCAUAGCAGUCAAAGUUUAUUUUAAAAUGGUAAACGAAAAACAGCGUCAACAGUUACUCAUGGCACGACUUCAACAACAAGAACUGAUGGGACAGAACGGAGCCGAUUUAAAUAUUACUUCUCAGUCUACUGACUCAGCUAAUACCUCACAGCAAGGAUUCCUGCGGGCGUCAGCUCCAUCUCGGGAAAUAGUGGACUGAAUUUGCAAAUGGUGAUCUUUGACAUUUUCAAACAAAUAACAAACGAACAUUGUUUGAUAACGGAUAUUGUGUGGUCGAUCAGGACAGGUGCCUUACCGUCAUAUUUUCAAUUUUAGAGUAAAUCGGUACAAACAUCUGAGUAGGGAAUAUCGUGCGAUAGGCCCUUGCAAAUGUUACAAAAUUUAAUGCUCAUUGCAUUAUAACUUUCAUGUACACAAUAAUCGAUAAGAUUUUGUGUACAACAUGCUCAAAACCUGAGUAAUGUGCAAUGUGUUUGUAACUAUUGAAAGGGCAUAUCUUACGAUAUGUCCUUUUGACAUGUUUGUACCGAAGUGAUUAUUCAUUAUGUUUUGAAUGCUAGAUUUAUAUCAUUGUAACGUUAUGUGAUUUUUUAAUUAAAUAGGUAUUAUGUAGUAGAAGACGAAAUAUAUAAAAUAUAUUCACGUAAACAAAUAUUCCCUCCCAUUGGUUGGUGGGCUUGACGGUCAUGCAAACAUCAUCGCAUGCAAUCAAUUAGCGUGACAAUUUGAUAAAGAUAUGCGUUACAGCUUUUAGCUUCAUAGUUGAAUUAAAUGAAUAAGAUAUGGAACGGCUUGAAUAAGAUAUUGAUUGCAUUACGCUCCAACAUCCGAGGUUGGAGAGGCCGGUAGAGCUUAACUGAGCUUUUCUUUUGUUUUAUUUUUAUACUACCGGCCCCUAUUACCAGUGUGAAGUGGAAAUUAAGUGGAGUGAACGUAUCUCAAUUGCGAUUCACUCGAUGACAACAAAUGAAUGGUAAAUCGAGUCCAUCUUUGACGUUUAUUGGUAGUUUGUGUGCCAUGAAAUACUGUGGAAUGAUAGAAUAUUGUAGAAUAGAAUAAAAUAAUAUUCACCCCGAUUCUGCAAUCCGAUGGAUUUGUGAUACGAACGAAUCUACACUUUCGUUCGUGUUCGAAUUUUGCAUUCUUUAUUCCGUUCGACUUGUAUGAUUCGAUCGACUCUCGUUCGAGAACACUUGAAAUUUCGAACACAAACCAUCAAAGCUGUCAACACUACUUACACGUUCUAUAUUAUUUAUAUUAUUGUAAUUUUCACUGUCGGUUAGAAAAGAUUGCGAUGCAAUAAGAUAGCGACAAAAUGCCGCAAAGAUAGCGAAACUGUCAUUCGCAUCGAUUGAACCCCUUCGAGACCACGAUCCUGAAAAAAAGCAUCAAAUAGACCGUUACAAUGACAAAUUUCUAUUAGCAGAAUAAUUAUUAAGUAAACUUCAAUCAUAAUGAAUUCAUUUUGAUAAUGCGUAUGUGAUCUGCCAUCGACUGGAACAGGCACGGAUUUUUAAGCGUAUGUUAUUUAUUAUUCGUGCUUUAUUCGAAACAUUGUCGAUUUUAACAAUAAAAAUAAACUAUCACAAAAAAUUUUAAA
Messenger RNA from Malaya genurostris, 3422 nucleotides. RefSeq lists its product as uncharacterized. The record is from RefSeq and is a predicted model, not a curated record. The transcript is spliced from 3 exons. The coding region runs from base 240 to 2021 and encodes 593 amino acids. Lineage: Eukaryota; Metazoa; Arthropoda; Insecta; Diptera; Culicidae.